AUGUCUAAAGUCCUGGCCAUUUUCGGUGCCACUGGUCAGCAGGGAGGCUCAGUCCUCAACCAUGUCCUGAGUGACCCAGAGCUCUUUCGGGAGUACAAGCUCCGCGCCAUCACCCGCGAUGUCAACUCUGAGGAGGCCCGGAAGUUGAAGACAAGGAAUGUCGAGGUUGUGGAGGGCGAUAUCUUGAGCCCUACCUCUCUGGCUACUUCCUUGAUAGGUGUGCACACUGUCUUCGCCAUGACCACUCCAUCCCUUGGCCCCGACGCCUUCGAAGUCGAGCUCGCCAACGCGAAACGGAUCGCCGACGUGGCUGUGGACCAAGGCGCCGAAUAUAUCAUAUGGAGUACUCUUCCCUCUGUUCGGAAUAUCUCCAAAGGCAAAUACACCGCUGUUGUUCCCUUUGAUACUAAGGCUGCCGCAGAGGAGUAUAUUCGCACUCUUCCUAUCAAGAGCGCAUUUCUAUCCUUCGGGUCAUUCAUGGAAAACUACCAGUCGCAACCCUUUCUAUUCCCCACCAAGGCCGAUGAUGGCACCUAUGUUGUUUCCCGCCAUAUAUCGCCCCAGGCGAAGUUUCCUCUACUUGACGCAGUUGAUGACGCUGGCAAGUUCGCAGGGGCUAUUCUCGCUGAUCCAACCAAGUUUGAGGGAAAACGACUCCAUUGUGCUACAAAGCUUUAUACUAUAACGGAGAUCGUCACCCUCCUAUCUAAGAGCUCCGGCAAGACCAUCGUCUACAAGCAGGUCUCUGUCGAAGAAUUUAAGGCAAGCUUGCCCUUCUUCCAGGAUGUUUUUGCGGAGGGAUUUAGCCUUUAUGAUGAGUAUGGAUACUUUGGUCCUGGUACGGAGGAGUUAGUUGCUGAGGGUGCGGCGGUCGCCCGGGGCAGGCUCACCACAUUCGAGGAAUACCUGGAGAGAAACCCCUUCCAGCUCCCAUAG
Molecule: messenger RNA, 936 nt
Organism: Penicillium manginii
Lineage: Eukaryota; Fungi; Ascomycota; Eurotiomycetes; Eurotiales; Aspergillaceae
Product: NmrA/HSCARG family protein
Exons: 1
Coding region: 1-936 (311 amino acids)
Source: RefSeq, a predicted model, not a curated record